This is a messenger RNA of Dioszegia hungarica, 984 nucleotides long. RefSeq lists its product as uncharacterized. The coding region runs from base 1 to 984 and encodes 327 amino acids. The record is from RefSeq and is a predicted model, not a curated record. Gene Ontology annotation, cellular component: membrane. The transcript is spliced from 2 exons. Lineage: Eukaryota; Fungi; Basidiomycota; Tremellomycetes; Tremellales; Bulleribasidiaceae.
AUGUCGGCCCCUACUACCACCUCCAUCGCAUCCCUGUUCGACCCAGGAAUCCUGCGCUCGGCCUUGCUGCCGUCGCUGCAGGUCCACACCGCCCUCGCAAUCCCAACCUACCUCAUCGCCCGGUCCGCAAACGUUGUCGAAGUCAAGGACUUCCUCUGGGGUGCCGGACAGGUCAUCAACAUCUGGUACGCCUCGGUCGGUCGGGCAGUCAUCAAUGAUGGCGUUCCCGUCCGUGUUGCUCUUCGCGCUCUCUCUCGUCCGUCCAAGCUCCUCCUCGCCGGUGUAACCCUCUGGGGCGGUCGGCUGUUCUACCGGGUCCUUAGCCGCGCCAUCAAGCGCAACUUUGCCGACGACCCGCGGUACGCCGACGCCAAGACCAGCUCGGAUUGGAACUGGGCUCCUCUCACCCAGUACCUCCCCGAAGCCAUCUUCCAGGCCGUCAUUGCCCUCGGUUACACAUUCCCCUUCUACGCGGUCAACGCCAAGGCGCUCAUCAUCCCUACGGACUGGACUGUCGGUAUCGAGGCGGCAGCGGUCGGGAUCUGGACGGCCGGCUUUGCGCUCGAGAGCAUCGCGGACUGGCAGAUUGCGCACUACAAGGCUCAGGGCGGAAGGGGUCUCUGCAGGGACGGAGUAUGGAGCAUUGUCAGGCACCCCAACUACCUCGGCGACCUCCUCACUCACAUCGCCUACCCCAUCCUCCAACUCUCCACCCAGAUCUUCAACCCCUACACCCUCCUCGGCCCCCUCGCCAACUGGUACUUCCUCCGCCACAUCUCGGGCGACAAGGAGAACGAGGCCGCACAGGAAGAGCGAUACCGCGACGAGCAGCCAGAAAAGAUGCUGGAUCUCAUCGAGAGCAGGGAGGAGAAGAAUGCGUUCUGGCCCGGCGUCAAGGAGCUGGGUAAUGUCUGGUUCUGGGCGGUCGGAGCUGUGGGUGUUGCCGGCGUGUUUGGCGAGAGGGCGUUGAGGCAGUACUACUGA